Molecule: messenger RNA, 639 nt
Organism: Mizuhopecten yessoensis (Yesso scallop)
Lineage: Eukaryota; Metazoa; Mollusca; Bivalvia; Pectinida; Pectinidae
Product: CST complex subunit TEN1-like
Exons: 2
Coding region: 22-387 (121 amino acids)
Biological process (GO): negative regulation of telomere maintenance via telomerase
Cellular component (GO): CST complex
Molecular function (GO): telomerase inhibitor activity; single-stranded DNA binding; telomeric repeat DNA binding
Source: RefSeq, a predicted model, not a curated record
UGUAUCAUUUGGCGGGAAAAUAUGCAAGCACAUGGGGAAGUUGUGUUUAUUGGAGAAAUACCGAAGGAAAAACACAACAGUGUUGAUGGGAAAUCGGUUAAAUUGUGUGGAAGGCUGGAUGAGCACAAUUUUGAAGAAUGUCGAGCAACACUAACAGACCCACAGACUUGUGCGAGUGUAACCUUGGAUACGUCUCUUGUGGAACCGUUUGAUUCACACAUUGGUGCCUUAUUCCAAGUCAUUGGGGAGCUUGAAUACAGUGAGAAAUACAGCAGUGUUGUGUUGCGGACCCGGGUGAUUCGAUCAGUGGAUGGAUUAGACUUAAUCUUAUACAGGAAUGUGAUAGCUACACAGAGAGAAUAUAUCAACUCUCGUACUGAAACAUAAGUCAUAGUGUCUCGAGUUUUGUAUCAAUGAUAUCUUAGAAUACAAAUGUUUUUCUAUUUCAUAAAGAUUGUUUUAGUUUUAUGCACUUUAUGGAAUAUAUGUGGGAAAAAUACUACACAUAAUUAGGAUUAAAGGGAGGGGGGGGGGGGAUCUUAACUGAUUACAGUGUACUGUAGGAAGUCUGGACAUGUUAAGGAGAAGUUUGCCUGUAUAAUCAGAUACCAGAACCACUUCUAAUUAAUAAAUGGAAAA